GAAAGCCCGCUGGCGUUGCCCAGGCAGCUGCCGCGAUGGGAUCCCUGCUAUUCCCUAAGGAAUGAAUGCUUCACUGAGGAAGGAGACUUCCCCGUAAGGGUAUCAAUGAAGUCGGAAUCUAACACGGGAGACUUCCCCGUAAUGAUAUCAGUGAAAUCGGGAGUCAACAGGAACUUUCCGAUCACUGGGGAAGAUUCUUGCCUGCAGUAGGGAGCGGCCUGUAAAAUCAGACCAUGGCGUCAAGUCUCGUCCCCUAUAUCAAGAGGCCCUGACCCUGCUUUCCUCGUCUACCAGCAUUGUUUAUCAAAGUCUCAUCUAAGAACGCUACCAUGCCUGCCGACUCGCUGGCCACCCGAAUCGAAACGGAAAAACAAUGGGAGAAUGCCACCUCGACCCGUGGAUGCCCCGAUAUCUCAGUUUACGGGCUUAGGCAUUAUGCUUCCGCGUCAAAAAUCGGGGCCCCCCCAGUACCUUGCCCUCAGAGCUCUCUGGAAAUGCAACAAACGCACCUUGUUCCAGCCGUCUGACUGGAGGAUCCAGGGUGUAGCCAAGGCACGGAAAUCCCUGAAGGGCCUGGCCCACUGGGAAAAGUUCCUCCACGCAGUUCCCCUUGUGUUUUCUGAGGCUGACAUUCUGCCUGUUACUUCUGACCUUGGCGAUCUUAAGCUCAUAUGGUACUAUGGGCAGCUGAUUCGUUCUGCUCCUGCACAAGAUCGCCCCGACAACGAGGAUAAUGUGAGGUUCACUCCAAUCUCGAAACGCACAAAGUUUCAGGAAAAGCAGGUGGCCAAACAAGGCUCCGUUCUAGACACACCGACUCCUCUCCCAAAGGAGAUCGCGAUCACCAAUCUCUUAGGGCACUUCAGUCUUGAUGAAAAUCCGACUUCGGAUCCGAAAGAAACCCCAUCAACUGAUUUCUACCCAGAUUCUCCGGAGGAUGACCUACGUAGGGAUCCAACCUACGAGGACGGUUCCGAUGACUUUCCUCCAGUCUCUGAUGAAAACUUGGUAAACACCUACUUGCUUGGGCUCGCGAGUCUAGUAACCAUGUCGUCCGAGGGAGUCCAGGCUCAUUGGUCUCAACAACGCAAGGCGUACAAGGUUCGAAGUAAGGGAGCCAAGCUAUACGAGGCGCGCACUGACGGGCAUCUAUUCUUAACCGAGGGUAAGCAAACAAAAGCCAUUGUCGAGGUAAAAGCUAUGGCGAGAGAUGACUUGCCCACUGUGAGGAUGCAGGAAACUGCUGAAAUAGCAGCAUGGAUCCACGAAUGCCCCGAUGAGAUCCUUAAGGAUACUCCAAAAGAUAAAGUUUUUCGCCGCUUGUUGUUCUCGGAGAACCGACAUGAGAUCUACCUCAUCAUCGCAGAAUACAGUGCCAACUAUGUUGACCAGCUCACUAACCCAAAUCACGCAUCCAAAUCCAAGUCAUUUCUAACGAUGAAUGAAUAUGGACCGUGGGAUAUUGGAGUUAGAGAUGAUGUGGAGGACAUCGCCUCGGUAAUGUUAGCAGUGACUUUGCAAUUCAGUAAAGGAUUGCCACUUAUCUAGCCUUCUCGUGGUGCAAAGUUUUGGUAGGUCCUACAGUCCCUCCCAGGGCUUCCAAACC
Messenger RNA from Aspergillus sclerotioniger CBS 115572, 1606 nucleotides. RefSeq lists its product as uncharacterized. The transcript is spliced from 2 exons. The record is from RefSeq and is a predicted model, not a curated record. NCBI's taxonomy places the organism in Eukaryota, Fungi, Ascomycota, Eurotiomycetes, Eurotiales, Aspergillaceae. Bases 382 to 1548 code for a protein of 388 amino acids.